GGGUCCCGGUUGGGAUCUGCCCCAUUGCCAUGUGGGCUGUGGUGUGGGUUUUGUUCCCAGGAGGGGCUCUCACCUGGCCUGAAUUCCAUGGUGUGGCAGUUUGUGUCCAGUUUCUUGUCUCAUUGUGUCCCUGAGCCCCCGUGUGCUGUCAGAGCUGUGCAGGUUGAGCGUGUGCAGCUGGGCUGGUGCAGCUGCAGGUGGGAGUGUGCAGGAGGGAAGUGGCACCUCUGCUGAGCCUGGCCAUAAAGCUGUGAUGUUUUCUGCUUCUUGCAGGUCUCCAGUUAAACCCAGGACAUUCCGGCCAGCCCAGAUGCAUGAUGCAGACAAAAUGCCUGAUCCUGUCUGGGCCUGGAGUUGGAUCCAGCUGCUCCAGGCUCUCAGCUUCUGGAAAACCGGGGCAUCCGUUCUGCACCCCAUGACCCAACUGAAGGGGCUUCCCCAUAAACCGCCACAGCUUCCUGGGGAGCUGGCAAUGCACAGCACUGGGUGUCACCCACUCCUGGAGAGCUGGCAAUGCACAGCACAGGGUGUCACCCACUCCUGGAGAGCUGGCAAUGCACAGCACAGGGUGUCACCCACUCCUGGAGAGCUGGGAAUACCCAGCACGGGGUGUCACCCACUCCUGGAGAGCUGGGAAUGCACAGCACGGGGUGUCACCCACUCCUGGAGAGCUGGGAAUGCACAGCACAGGUUGUCACCCACUCCUGGGGAGCUGGGAAUGCCCAGCACGGGGUGUCACCCACUCCUGGAGAGCUGGCAAUGCACAGCGCAGGGUGUCACCCAUUCCUGGGGAGCUGCCAGCUGGUCCCUGGGGCAGAACUGGGGGUUGCUCUUGCUCCAGGGACAAGCUGUGGGAUGGCUCAAAUCCCAGUGAUUCUGAGAGCUCUUGGAUCCACCCUGCACCCCUGGCAAGUUUUCCCUUGCAGUCGGCCGCACUUAAUUUUGGGUGUUUGUGCUUCAUGUGUGCUCCACCCACACCUUGAGGUGCCUUGGGAUCCACCUACACCCUCAGGGGUUCUGGGGUGCCCUGGCUUGUGCUGGGGAUGUAAGGAAAGCAGAACCUACUUGGGGAAGGUGCCCCCAGCGAGAAAUGGGGAAUGGGAGCUUGUGUGGCUGUGCCCAGAAAGCUGGGAGGGGUCUUGGGAAAGGGAUGAUGGUACAAGAGACCAGCAGAACCCUUCCAGGGAGGAAACAGCUUGGACAUUCCGUGAGGAAGCUGGGCCCUGGCACCAGCACUUCAGGUGCAGGGGGCGAAGGAAGCAGGUGGAGCUGCUUUUUUAUGGAUCCUGCUCCAUGGGAUCUGACAGUGGCCAUCCCAUGGGAUCAGCACUGUGGAAUUGCGACUGGGAGGGUGCUCAGGGCCAGUGCUGCUCCUUAGGGCUCCCCUUGUCGCCCUCCUGGGACAGGAUUAGGAUUUGGAAGGGAUGUGGAGCCCCAGCUCUGCUCCAAGCCUGGCACAGCUGGGAAUUGUAGUGCAGGUGCUUCAUGGUCCUUGGCCAGACUUGGAAUCUCCUCCUCUUGCUGCCAGAUGAGCCACAUGGCUCCUUCUGCUCCAGCCCCAGCUUCUGCCAGGCCUCCUCCAGCACCUCCCAGUCCCCCACCAUCUGCUUCUCUUUGGCUUUCAGUACCUGGCACUGGAAUUUCAGCUCUGCCUUUCCCAGGCAUGGGCUGGGAGACCUGAUGUGUUCCCUGCCCUGUCCUGGACACUCUCAUGACAUCCCAUGGUUUGAGAUCCUCAAACUCAGAUCUCAGCCCCCCUCACCUGGGGUUUGAGCCUCUCAGUCUGGAGUUUGGGAUCCUCCUCCUAGGGGUUGGGACCCUUGAACUCUUGUGCCUGAGGGUUCAUUCCCUGGCUGCCAGUUUCCACCCCAAACUGAGGGAUUUUUUAUUUUUCAUACCAGUUUCUCAGGGAGGAGCUGGAGCUGUCUGCAAAAGGCUGAACCCAGUCUGACCAGCAGGACUGGCACUGGUUUGGAGUAGGGAGUCAGUGGGUUGAUGAUCAUGGCCCCACGUUUUGUUGGUUGUAAAGUGGCUGGUUUUGCACUCAGUGGUGGGGUUUGGGGGUCACACCCGGAUAAAACUGGGGGAGGUGUAGGAGAGGAGCUUAUUUGGGGAUACAGAGACAAAAGGGCCAUGGGGGGGACCCCAGAGUGGGCUUUGGGAUCUCCCUUAAGUGGGCGAGGGGGUCGGAGGGAGCCCAGGUCGAGCUUUGGGGUUUUUGGGCUGGAUUUUGGCAACUUGGGUGUUGGUGCCCCCUGGCGGCUGGAAGGACCCAGCUUGGGGUUCCUGCUCAGUGGGGGAGGGGCGGUUUUGGGAGGGUCCUUCCCAAAUGGAGCAUGUGACGGGAGAACCCUGGAGACCCCAGGAGGCAGAUCUGGGGUCCCCUGGGCGUUGGUGCCCCGUGGUGACUGGGAGGACACAGCAGCGUUUCCUGGUCCCCCUCACCGGGGCUGGGGUUUGAGGGUAGAUUUUGGGGAUCCCCAGGACAUAUUUUAGGAUCUCAGGGUGGGUUUUGUGGUGGGUUGAGGGGUCCUGGAUGGAUUUGAGGGUUCCAGCGUCUGCAGUGCAAAGUCCAGGGCAGGGGCACUGUGGGUCAGACCCCAGUGGACACCACCACGAUGUGAGGCCCCAAAAACUGGGGGAGUGUCCCCAAAACAGUCCCCCUGAUGGCCUCUGCUGUGUGCAGCUCCUGGGAGACACCUUCCACCCUUCCCCAAAAGUUGGGUGUACACUGGACACCCCCCGAAAUUGGGGUGUGUCACAGCCCAAAUCUGUCCAAUUGGAAACCCCCCCACAAACAAAAUCACCAUUUCAGGGGCUGCUCCACCCUCUGACCUCCAGCGUUGGGGUGUUCUCGCCCUAGUCCUCCAAAUCAACACUUAAGACCACAAAAUUGGGAGUCCCCUAAACCAGAAACGUGAAAUCUGCUCGUGGGGGCUCCCCACGACCCAGUGACCCCCAGAAUUAUGGUCUGAGCAUCUAGAACAACGCCAAAUUCCAGCUCUCCAACCCACUGGCCAACAAAAUUACAAAGUUCUCUCCCUCUAGCGCCGUCUAAUCCAGGGUGCAAACCCUCAGUAAAUACCUAAAAUUGGAUAACUCUCAAUCCAGAACACCCCAAAAUUGUAGUUCCUCCACUCAAACCCUCCAAUCCAUGCAUUUCCUACCCACCGUUGCCCAAAACAGUGGUCCCCUCACAAAAAGAAAAAAAAAAAAAAAAAAACAAAAACACAAACACCCAAAACUGGAGUUUUCCAACACUUUGACCCCCAAAGAUUGUGUUCUCCCCCUUAUCUUUGAGGCUGCUUCACAUUUUACAGCAGAUUGCCUCCAGUUUACUGAUUCAGCCUUAUGCCUUAAAGUCCCCCAUUUUUGUCACACCCUUGAUUUUGGGGUCUCAUCUGGGGGGCUGCACAUAGCCUGGAUCUGUGUGGUUACUCCCCACUUUCCAGGGGUUUCCCCGAUUUUCCCCCGGUCUAUCUCCCAUUUUUACAAUUCAAGCCCCCAUUUUUGGGGUCCAGUCUCACCACUGCUGGUCCCCCUCUGAUUUUGGGGCUCACCUGUGGGGCCAGGUUGUCCAGCAUGAUGAUGUCAGCCCCAGCCCCCGCAGCCGCCAGUGCCUCCUCCGCACUCGAGCACUCGACCUCCAACCAGCAGGUGAAGCCCCUGGCCCGGUGCACCCCCAAAAUCAUCUGGGGAAGAGGAGGGUCAGGGGGAACCCCAGAUCGACGCCCAAUCCCUCAGACCAAUAUGGGCUGGGGUAAAAUGGAGGGCUGCCCCCAGUCAUUGACUUAAAAUUAGGGUCCCCCAGCAUGGAUCCCCACAAAUUGGCAUCUGCUCCCUAGAUUCCCCCAAUUCAAGGGUGUCCACUGACCCCAAAGUUGGGCUUCCCCCACCUACGACUCCCCCCUUCCCAGUUCAGGGGUUACCCCCCAAACUGGGACCUCCCUUUUGCAUCCCCCCCAGUCCAGGGGUCCUCCACCAUCAGUCCGUGUCCAGAACACCCCAAUCCAGGAGUUUGUCCCAAAAUUGGUACCCCCUUCAAGUGUUGGUGCUUCCCCACCACCCUCCAAAUAUGGGGUACCCCCAGCCAUCACUUUCUCCAAAAUUGACCCCCUUCACCAAAACACCCCAUUCCUCCAAACCUCACGUUCCCCCCAUUCCACACCCCCAAAACUGGGGUUGUCAUGCCUACCACCAAUUCAAGGGUCCCCCCACCCAUUUACCCCCAAACUGGGGUUCCUGCACCCCCAGUCUCCGGGGUUCCUCACCUGCACCCCGCAAUCCAGGGGUCCUGCCCAUCAGGCGGGCAGGCUGUUUUUUGGGCAGGUUGAUGUUCACAUCCAGGCCAGUGAUUGGUUCUCUGACAGGCUGUGGGGGACAUCUGGACCUUGUGUCUGGCAGUGGGGCAGGAGCUGCUGAAGCCACCGCCUUCCCGAGAUUGUCCUCGUGGAGAAGGGGACAGCUCAGCGCUCCAGGCGCUCGCAGCACAUGUUGGACAGAAAAGAAAAGCAGAUGGGAGGGGUUCUUUGUGUGGUAUUCCAGGGGAGUUUAUUGACAGCACACUGAAGGCAACCAAGGACAAAGAACCAAGAGCAAAGGAGGGUUAUAAACAGGGUGAGGGAGGCAGAGCAUCAACACUGAGGGCCAAUGGGUUGAAGGAACAGGGGCAGUACAGAGGCAGGGAUAAAGUGUAGCAACCAACUGGGAUCCAGGGGAGGAGCAGUAAGAAACCAGGUUGAGUUGGGGAAGCAGGAGCAGGGGACAUUCUAGAACUGGUGAGGAGAAAAGCCAUGAUGUAACUGGGAACAUUAACAUAAAGGCACAAGGAACUGUUGGAGAACAUCUUCUAGUGUUGCCCUGACUUAAAGGGGUGUUUCUUACUGUUAUAAAUGAAAAAUGAAAAAUAGCCAAUUUUAAUAAAAAUAUGAAAAAUAAAA
This is a messenger RNA of Pyrgilauda ruficollis (rufous-necked snowfinch), 4940 nucleotides long. RefSeq lists its product as uncharacterized. Bases 514 to 1473 code for a protein of 319 amino acids. The transcript has 2 exons. NCBI's taxonomy places the organism in Eukaryota, Metazoa, Chordata, Aves, Passeriformes, Passeridae. The record is from RefSeq and is a predicted model, not a curated record.